This is a messenger RNA of Uloborus diversus, 1343 nucleotides long. Its product is annotated as nucleosome-remodeling factor subunit NURF301-like. The coding region runs from base 318 to 1343 and encodes 341 amino acids. The transcript has 5 exons. NCBI's taxonomy places the organism in Eukaryota, Metazoa, Arthropoda, Arachnida, Araneae, Uloboridae. Gene Ontology annotation, molecular function: RNA polymerase II cis-regulatory region sequence-specific DNA binding. Gene Ontology annotation, cellular component: NURF complex. The record is from RefSeq and is a predicted model, not a curated record. Gene Ontology annotation, biological process: regulation of transcription by RNA polymerase II.
GUAGAAAUUUUUUCUCAAAUAUAUUGGACUAUGAUGGAGAAGAUGAAAUUGAUGAUAAUUUAUCUAGUGAUGAAAGUGAUUAUCCGAGGGAAGAUGAAGUGGAGGAUGAAGGAAACGAAACUGAUGUCAGUUUUCCGGAAUCGGAUCAAUUAAGUGUUUAUUCGCAAAGCAGUUAUAGCACAAUAUCUAGUACAACUCCUGCUAAAAGAAAGUGGUGUAAAAGAGCAUCUACUCCGAUUUUUUUGCAAGAGCGAGAAUUCCCGGAGCUUGUUUUACCAAAAUCCAGUGAUGAUUUAUUAAUAUGUAGGGAGAAUCUUAUGCAAGCGUUGGGUGUUUAUGAAGUUCUGCGGCAUUUCAGAAAUAUUUUAAGACUCACACCAUUUGUAUUUGAAGAAUUUUGCGCUGCACUUUCGUCUUCAGACCAAACUGCUCUUCUGUCAGAGGUGCACAUUAUGCUGUUGAAAGCAAUUUUGAGGGAGGAGGAAGCACAGGGCACAAUGUUUGCCCCUCUCGAUAUGAGAGAUACAGUAAAUAUUCAUUUUUACUUAAUUGACAGCAUGACUUGGCCUGCUGUCCUUCAGAUGUACCUGCAGAGCGACCCCGAUUACAAAGAUGUUUUGAAUGUUGUCAAAAGCUGCGAAUAUCCUUUCACUGGAGUUGAAAAUCGGUUGAUUGUUUUGGAAUUUUUAUGUGAUAAUUUUCUAACCACCUCUCCUGCAAGAGACGAUUUAAUCAGUGAGGGAAUGAUAUACCACGAUGACCACUGCCGAGUGUGUCACAAACUCGGCGAUUUGUUAUGUUGUGAAACUUGUCCAGCUGUUUACCAUUUAGCGUGCCUUGAUCCCCCAUUGCAAGAUGUUCCAUCUGAAGACUGGAUAUGUGUCAUCUGUAAAUCAAAUCAAGUUCCUGGAGUCACUGAUUGUAUAUCGGAAAUCGAAAAGAACAUGCUGUUGAGUCGUCAAGAGUAUUUAGGGUUGGACAGAUGUGGAAGAAAAUAUUGGUUUCUUUGCAGGAGGAUAGUUGUGGAGGGUGAUGAUGGUGCAUAUUACUACACUACCAAGCUUCAACUUCAAGAGCUCCUUGAAGUCCUAGAUUCAUCAGACUUGGAAUAUGAUUUGUAUCGGGUCAUAGAAGAUAUAAAGGAAGAAAUUACUCGGCAGAUGGAUUUAACUGAAAAGUUGACCAACAGUGCUAAAGGAAAUAAAAAGUCAUACUUAGAAAUUGAAAAUGCUGCCUUAGCUAAGAUUCAAAGUGAAAGAGCUAUUCAAAGAGCUAAAGAGGCAGAAGAGAGGCGCAGGGAGGCUGAGAGAGAAGCAGCAAUGUUGGGUGCUAAUAUAGAAUGA